Penicillium subrubescens is the source of this 399-nucleotide messenger RNA. RefSeq lists its product as uncharacterized. The coding region runs from base 1 to 399 and encodes 132 amino acids. The transcript is spliced from 2 exons. The record is from RefSeq and is a predicted model, not a curated record. Lineage: Eukaryota; Fungi; Ascomycota; Eurotiomycetes; Eurotiales; Aspergillaceae.
AUGGCCCUGGCUCGUUCCGCCCAAGCCAACUCCAUGUGGUGCCUUAAAGCCAUGAGAAACCUCUGGGAAAGCCAGGAUGGAGCUCUGUGGGAGCGCCUUGGCCGGGUUCCUGAACAUCGUCGGCAAUUUUACGCCAACUGUGUUAAGAGACUCGAGAUCCCCUCGCUCGCCGCACGCUCCCUGGCACAAAUGAAACUAAUCGUCCAGGGCGUGACAUUCAAUCGCCUCCGACAUGUAUCAAUUCACCUAAGGGGUUACCAACGCAAUAUUGCUUUCCCCAAGAUUGACGCGCCGAACGUCCACGUCAUUCACAUUCAUGGCGUCAAAAAUUACCGCAUGUCAGACAAAUCCGUUUCGCCCGGCGCACACGAGUCUAUGAAACCCUAUUACGAAUCCUGA